AUGAUUCGUAAAAAUAUAGCAGUCUUCAUUCAUUUGGCGCUCGCCUUCCUUGCAAACACGGACGUCCACGCAGAUGUCUCCUGUGGAGGGCACUUUGCAGACUCUUGUGCCGAUUGUCCGCAAGGGAAUGGAGCUGCAUGGUGCAACGGGGAAUGUGAAUGGGCGAAUGAUCAGUGUCAGUUACAGCAGGUUCAGUGUGGCCCGACCUCCAUGGCGACCAUUUGCUCCGAGUGCCCACGAGCACAAGAUGAAUGCUCCAGCCAAGAUUGUUCAUGGAUGACAACCACGGGUCUUUGCCGUGACGCCUUUUCCGAUAACGUUCGAACCGCCAGUGUUCACUUGUCGUAUUCCAAGCCAAUAGCACGACCGGCAUGGUGGUUUCAACGCGUCGUACCGACAGCAUUGGCUGAUGUUUCCUAUCUGGCAUCCAAUGGACAUCGAUUUGGCUAUGGAUGGAUUCAACAGCAGGACGAUAGAACGGGUCGUGUGCUCUUUAGUGUUUGGGAUCAAGGAGGCUGUGAUCAAGACGAGGGAGGUUGCAACUCUGAGGAUGUGGCACAGACCGUGGCUUGUGGGUCGGGUGUGACUUGUGAAGGCUUCGGCAAUGAAGGAACCGGCCGCAAGUCAUUCUUCGAUACCUCGUCUCUGCCAAACGAAAACCAAGCCUACUACAUGGUGACACAGGCGGCAUAUCUGGGCAAUCGUCGCAUGGAGUACACUGGUUACUUUUUGGAGGGGAACCAAUGGAGACUGUUGUCCCGUAUUCAAGUCAGCACAAACCAAGGCGAGGAAUGGUGGAUCGAUGGCAUGUAUUCCUUUGUGGAGCAAUGGCUCGAGAUCCAAACCACCCGGGAUCGAGCAGCACUCUUCGGCCCCAGCUAUGUCGCCGAGGUUCACAGAAGUACUUUUGUACAGGUCCCAUCGGCUACAUUCUCGCAUGGGACACUUGAAAACCACGAACACGUCAAUGCAUGGCAAGCCGGUGCUGAGUGGAACUAUGCUGUUGGCAUUGCCACCGGUGGAUCUACGACACCGGUUGCAGAGCGCGGAGACACCUUCAACUACGUAGAUCUGGAUGCCAGUAGUGAACUGGGGCGUUUUCAAGGGGCAAUUUCCUGUCUUUCCGAAGCAGCGUCUACAAGAGAGGCAAUCGAGGGUUGUCUUGAUUCCAUCGGUGAUUCGGAUGGUGGAUCAAGCGGGGGAACGUCUCCAGGAGGUGAAUCAACUCUUUGCUUCCCUGGAGACAGUCUUGUGAACUUGGAGAACAAAGGUUGGGUCCCCCUGUCAACCAUCAAAAUUGGUGACAAAGUUUUGGUCUCACACGAUGAGAAGUACAGACUCGUGUACUCGUUUGGACAUUACAAACAGGAUGUCUACGCUGAGUACCUUGAGAUUCGGUCCACCAAAGUCGAGCACCCUCCUCUAGUGAUCUCUUCCGAGCACAUGGUCUCAACAGGUGAUGGGCGGUGGGUACCUGCGGCAAUCCUCGAGGAAGGCGAUACGUUGUCCAGCGACAAUGGCGUCGCGUGCACCAUCACAUCAAUAGGUCGUGUGAGACGUAAGGGCAUCUUUGCUCCUCUCACCGAGUCGGGAAGCAUUGUCGUGAAUGGAAUUGUGGCCUCUACGUACAUUGCUUUUCAACAUUCGGAAUUCAUUCACAUUGGAGGUAUUGAGACGCCGUGGUCCUUUCAAUGGAUGGCCCACACAUUCGAGGCUGGUCACAGGCUAGCUUGUCGAUCAAUUCCAACCUUGUGUUCCCGAGAAACCUACAGCGACUCGGGAAUAUCUCAUUGGCUGAAUACUCCAAUAAAGGUUGCGCGCUGGAUUCUCGCAUAGAAGAGAUUUUACUUCACAUAAAGUAUCUUGUUACCCAUCUAUCUGCGUUCUGAAGAGUGGCCUCAACAGUACAUGGAUGCUACUGGACAAUCACCCUUCCCCACUCCAGGAUCAACAUCAAUACCGACUCUGGUUCCCCCAGCAGGCCCAAUUCACACUCUGGCCAUCUCCCUGUCCCACUCCUCAAGGCUCAAGGUCUAACUUUCAGUUGAGGCCCAACUCUCACUUGAGUGUUGGACCCACACAGAGCCUUCAACAGAACUAACACAAACUAGAGGAACACUUCCUGGAAGUUCCCUUUUCGGGCAACCUAACUAUGAGGAGCAAGGGCUCAGCAGGUGGAGUUUAGCCAGUCUGUCAACAUCAACUACUCAGUAAUUUUUUUCUUUGACAUUGAUCAAUUUGAGUCAAAAUGGAUCCACUUGAGUCAAAAUGGAUUGAUUUGAUCGAUUUUGAUAUUUUGAUGCAACAUUGACAAUUUAUUCAAAUUGUCAAGAAUUGAUAAAAUGGAACAAUACUGAAAUAAUUGAU
Messenger RNA from Seminavis robusta, 2367 nucleotides. NCBI's taxonomy places the organism in Eukaryota, Bacillariophyta, Bacillariophyceae, Naviculales, Naviculaceae. The record is from the annotation of a GenBank genome assembly.